AUGCUCAGUGCCAGCCACACCUCUGUUGCUCGCCUUGCUGGAGCCACCUACUGGCGCCCAGCUGUCAGCCUCCACCAGGAUGGCUGGAAUGGUCUUAGUCAUGAGGCUUUUCAAAUUAUUUCAAGGCGAGACUAUGCAUCAGAAGAAAUUAAGGGGGCAGUUAUUGGUAUUGUCUUGGGUACAACUAACUCCUGUGUAGCAGUAAUGGAAGGGAAACAAGCAAAGGUGUUGGAGAAUGCUGAAGGUGCCAGAACCACUCCCUCAGUUGUAGCCUUCACAGCAGACAAUGAGCGCCUUAUUGGCAUGCCAGCCAAAUGACAGGCUGUCACCAACCCAUACAACACAUUCUAUGCCACCAAGCGCCUCAUUGGUGGUCGAUUUGAUGAUCCUGAAGUGCAAAAAGACAUUAAAAAUGUUCCUUUCAAAAUUGUCCGUUCCUCCAAUGGAGAUGCCUGGGUAGAAGCCCAUGGGAAGCUAUAUUCCCCAAGUCAGAUAGGGGCAUUUGUAUUGAUGAAGAUGAAGGAGACUGCAGAAAACUAUCUAGGACAUUCAGCAAAAAAUGCCGUUAUCACUGUGCAUGCUUAUUUCAAUGAUUCUCAGCGACAGGCCACCAAAGAUGCUGGGCAAAUAUCUGGCCUAAAUGUACUUCUAGUGAUUAAUGAGCCUACAGCUGCUGCCUUGGCUUAUGGAUUAGACAAAUCUGAAGACAAAGUCAUUGCUGUAUAUGACUUAGGUGGUGGAACUUUUGAUAUUUCUAUCCUGGAAAUUCAGAAAGGUGUAUUUGAAGUGAAAUCUACCAAUGGAGAAGACCAGGCCUUACUCCAGCACAUUGUAAAGAAGUUCAAGAGAGAGACAGGACUUGACCUGGCCAAAGACAAUAUGGCUCUUCAGAGAGUAUGGGAGGCUUCUGAGAAGGCCAAGUGUGAGCUUUCUUCUUCUGUGCAGACUGACAUCAACUUACCAUAUCUGACUAUGGAUGCUUCUGGGCCCAAGCACUUGAACAAGAAGCCAGCUCGAGCUCAGUUUGAGGGGAUCAUCACUGAUCUCAUCAGGAGGACUAUUUCCCUAUGCCAGAAGGCCAUGCAAGAUGCUGAAGUCAGCAAGAGUGACAUUGGAGAAGUCAUUCUAGUUGAUGGCAUGAGCAGAAUGCACAAGGUUCAGCAGACAGUACAGGAACUCUUUGGCUGGGCCCCUAGUAAAGCUGUCAAUCCUGAUGAGGCUGUGGCUAUUGGAGCUGCCAUUCAAGGAGGUGUAUUAGCUGGUGAUGUCACCGAUGUGCUACUUCUAGAUGUUACUCCCCUUUCUCUGGGCAUUGAGACAUUAGGAGGAGUCUUCACAAAACUAAUCUAUAGAAACACAACUAUUCCAACCAAGAAGAGCCAGGCGUUUUCUACGGCUGCUGAUGGUCAGACACAGGUAGAAAUUAAAGUGUGCCAAGGAGAGAAAGAGAUGGCAACAGACAAUAAACUUCUUGGCCAGUUUACUUUGAUUGGAAUUCCACCAGCCCCAAGUAGAGUUCCAGAGACUGAAGUCACAUUUGACAUUGAUGCUAGUGGAAUUGUACAUGUUUCUGCAAAGGAUAAAGGCACAGGACAGGAACAGCAAAUUGUGAUCCAGUCUUCUGGUGGGUUAAGCAAAGAUGACAUUGAAAAUAUGGUUAAGAAUGCAGAGAAGUAUGCCGAGGAAGACAGGAGAAAGAAAGAACGUGUAGAAGCUGUCAAUAUGGCAGAAGGAAUUAUUCAUGAUACUGAAACAAAGAUGGAAGAAUUCAAAGUCCAACUUCCAGCAGAUGAGGGCAACAAACUUAAAGAAGAAAUCUCUAAAAUGAGAGAUCUCUUGGCUCGCAAAGAUAGUGAAACAAGAGAAAACAUCAGGCAGGCAGCAUCUAUUCUGCAACAAGCAUCAUUAAAGCUCUUCAAAAUGGCAUAUAAAAAGAUGGCCUCUGAGCGAGAAGGCUCUGGAAGUUCUACUUCUGGGGAACAGAAGGAAGAUCAGAAAGAAGGGAAGCAAUAAUGUUACCAGUUGA
Gracilinanus agilis (Agile Gracile Mouse Opossum) is the source of this 2026-nucleotide messenger RNA. Its product is annotated as stress-70 protein, mitochondrial-like. Gene Ontology annotation, cellular component: cytoplasm; mitochondrion. The record is from RefSeq and is a predicted model, not a curated record. Gene Ontology annotation, biological process: cellular response to unfolded protein; protein refolding. Gene Ontology annotation, molecular function: ATP hydrolysis activity; ATP-dependent protein folding chaperone; misfolded protein binding. NCBI's taxonomy places the organism in Eukaryota, Metazoa, Chordata, Mammalia, Didelphimorphia, Didelphidae.